This is a messenger RNA of Rhizopus microsporus ATCC 52813, 1415 nucleotides long. RefSeq lists its product as uncharacterized. The record is from RefSeq and is a predicted model, not a curated record. Lineage: Eukaryota; Fungi; Mucoromycota; Mucoromycetes; Mucorales; Rhizopodaceae. The transcript has 3 exons. The coding region runs from base 97 to 1350 and encodes 417 amino acids.
AUUUAAAGUCAGUCUACCAGCUUCGUGUGAGCAAAAAGAAAUUUUUUUUUCUUUUUGCUCUGUUUUAUACAACUUUUAACAAUUACACGAAAAAGAAUGAAGGAUGGCGGCACAAAUAGUUUCAUAAGCUAUAUAAAAAAACAGCCAUCUGUAGAUCUGAUAGUGAUCAGCAGCGAUGAAGAAGACAAUAGCAACAACCUUCCAAAGCAACCUCAGGAAGAACAGCAACAAGAACAGCCAGAUAUAAAGCAAAAUAACACAGAAUACAUCAUGGUUGAUGAUUCCGAUGAAGAACACAUGUCAAAAGGCACAAUGCAAAACUUGGAUAAUAUUGAUUUUGAGGAAAUGUUUGAGCAGCAGAGAAAAGCAUUCCUUGCAGCCCUGGAUGAGAUGUCAAAAGCUUUUUCAUUAGACGACGAACCUGACGUAGAUAUUGUAAAUACUAAAGAAAACGCUGUGGACACGGAGAGCAACAUGGAUGUUAAACCUAUGCAAAUAGACGAAUGUGCUCUAGCUACUGAUAUUUUGGCUGCUCCAAUGCAACUAGACACUCCACUGACGCCACCAUCAUCCUCAUCUGAUUUAUAUAAUACGUCCAGCAUACCCAAUGUAGUUUCAAAUAUACCAACAAAUACCAUUCGCAUCAAUGUACAAUCUCAACCAUCAAUUACAUCAGAUAAACAAAAUAUUAUACCAGACGAUUUAGAUACAGAAGAAUAUCUUAGUAUGUUAGACAUGUAUCUCUUUGCCCUUUCCGAAAUAUCUACUCUCUCAAGUCAAUCCAACUCUGUGCCACGUACAACAUCGCGUCGUGCAACGCGUUCACUGGAAUCGCAUAGUAAUGAGGCGGCCUGUCGAGGGAGCAGCACCGACAUGCAAAAACUAUAUGUCCCCAACAAGGUAUGGUUCAAUUCAACUUGGGAGGAUUGGGCGCAACUGGAUCCAGGUGAUGUGCUGCAUAUACCAUUUUCGAAAAAAGAAAUUGAGGUGUUGGAAUAUUAUGUAAACAAACGUAUGGUACGUGGAUCCAGAGGCCAGGUUGACUUUUGGCUGUUUGUGUCAAGCAUGCUGCCAGGAAGGACUAGGUUGGAUUGUAAGUGGUUUUGGAUUGAUUAUACGAGUAAUAUACCUUUCGUCUACACGAGGCCUGUGAUGAUUAGGCAGUUUAAACGGGCCUUGCCAUACAAGAGUCGAUAUUCAUUAAUUGAACAACGAAAAAGAUCAGGGUAUUUAGUAAGACACGUUGCAAAGCAAUUGUGUUGGGAAGACAUGUCAAAAGAGAGCGUCAUUUCCGGAGGAAGUGGAGAUGCCAUCUCUGUGACUGUGUUUAAGGAUGAUUUUGCUGGGUAACGAUAUUCAAUCGCCAAUAUGCAUGGUUUUAAUCAUUUUGCGUAAAGUGUUCGUGUAGCCGUAGG